AUUUCAUCACACUCAAAUCAUUGAAUAUCGAGUGAGAGAUAUUUCAUCAUAAUUUUUUUAAUUCUUCAUCAAACUUGUUCCAAGUGUGUUGAAUAUUUAAACCAUCUGUUAGUGAAAUAUAAAAUUUACAAAAUAUUAGUAUUUAUUUAUUUAUAUAUCGAAAAUUAAUUAUUUCUUUUGUUAAUUUUAUUUUUAUCAAAUACCUGGUUCAGUGUCAUGUGACGUGUCUUACUUUCAAGUUUCAAGUGUUUAAUGAUUAUAUAAAUAUAUAAAUUGAGUAUUGACAAUCAGUUUGUUGUAACUGAUGAAAUAUUCAUUAACAUAAUUAAUUAAUUACAUAGUGAUAUGCCUGGUACAUUGACUUAUCCAAUGUAUGUAGGUGUUGAGAGACCAACUCCAAGAAGAAGAUCUAGCUGGAGUUAUAGAAGACGAUCAAGUGCAACACAAGUACCACCAAUUAGACCAGAACGAGUAUCUCUUGCUGAACCUUUUAAUGAUGAAACAAAAAGGCUGAGACUAAAAGUUAUUGCUGGACAUCAACUAGCUAAAAAGGAUAUAUUUGGUGCAAGUGAUCCUUAUGUUAGAAUUGAUUUGCUACCAAUUGAUGGUGAUGAUACAGUUGAUUCUGUACUUACCAAAACUAAAAAAAAGACUUUAAAUCCAUCAUGGGAUGAAGAAUUUAUAUUCAGGGUUAAACCAAGUGAACAUAAAUUGGUACUCCAAGUUUUCGAUGAGAAUAGAUUGACAAGAGAUGAUUUUUUGGGAAUGGUAGAAUUAACUCUUGCAAAUUUACCCAAAGAACAAACUGGCAGAACAUUACCAGCAAAACAAUAUAUUCUUCGUCCUCGUAGUCAUUCCAAUCAACGAUUCAUUCCAAUUCCACACAAUUCCAAAGUAAAAGGAACACUGGAAGUUUAUCAUGCUUAUAUAACAGACUCAACAUCAUCAACAACAGCUGUUAACGGUGAUGAUUCAGUAACAGAUUCAAGUAGUUGGGAGCUAGUUGAUCAACCAAGUCCUACCUCAAAUAACAGCCCUGUUGCACAAUCAACAGAGCCAUCAACAACAAAUGGUGCACUUCCAACAGGCUGGGAAGAACGUCAAGAUGCCAAUGGAAGAACGUAUUUUGUAAAUCAUAUAGCUAGAUUUACCCAAUGGGAACGACCAACAUUACUUAAUGGAGCACCAACUGGUGGUGUCACUCAAGAACAACGAAUAUUAGAUACAGCAACAACUGAAUUUCAACGAAGAUUUCAUAUUAGUGUUGAUGACAAUGAGAGUAGAAAUUCACACAGAACAUCAGCAAUUAGCCAGGAUCGGGAAUUAAAUGAAGAAGAUGAUGAUCAUGAAGAUAAUAACAAUGAAGAGUGGUUAAGAAAUACGGGUGUUGGGGAUGUAUCAUCUGAUUCUGGUCAAUCAACUGAUCAACAUGGUUAUACUGCUGAGAUUGACGAUCAGAGUGAUGAUAAUGUUGAUAGUCCAGCUGGUUCAAGAAGAAUUUCUGAACAGCCACCAGCUCAUACUGAAACACCAAUUCCAAAUGGUGAAGGACUACCACCAAAUUGGAGUAUGCAAUUAGCACCAAAUGGAAGAAUGUUUUUUAUUGAUCAUAAUGAAAGAGCAACAACAUGGGUUGAUCCAAGAACAGGAAGACCAAGUCCAAUGCCUAAUCACAAUGUGCCUUCGGCUACUCCAAGAAGUGAUUUAGAUCAACUUGGUCCACUUCCAGAGGGAUGGGAAGAACGUGUACAUAGUGAUGGACGUAUAUUUUUCAUUGAUCACAAUACAAGAACAACACAGUGGGAAGAUCCACGUAUGUCUAAUCCACAAAUUGCUGGACCAGCUGUACCAUAUUCACGUGAUUAUAAAUUAAAAUAUGAAUAUUUAAAAUCACAACUAAGAAAACCAAGCAGUGUACCAAAUAAAUUUGAGAUAAAAGUUGGAAGAAAUAAUAUUUUGGAAGACUCUUAUCGUAUUAUAAGUUCAGUUAAUAGAGUUGAAAUAUUAAAAACAAAACUUUGGGUUGAAUUUGAAGGUGAAGUUGGUCUUGAUUAUGGUGGAUUAGCACGUGAAUGGUUUUUUUUAUUAUCAAAAGAAAUGUUUAAUCCUUAUUAUGGCCUAUUUGAAUAUUCAGCAAUGGAUAAUUAUACAUUACAAAUUAAUCCAUUUUCGGGUGUUUGUAAUGAGGAACAUUUGAAUUAUUUUAAAUUCAUUGGACGUAUUGCUGGUAUGGCUGUGUAUCAUGGUAAAUUAUUAGAUGCAUUUUUCAUUAGACCAUUUUAUAAAAUGAUGUUAUCAAAAACAAUUGAUUUAAAAGACAUGGAAAGUGUUGAUUCUGAAUAUUAUAAUUCAUUAUUAUGGAUUAAAGAAAAUGAUCCAACUGAAUUAGAAUUAACAUUUUGUGUUGAUGAAGAAAGUUUUGGUCAUACAUCACAAAGAGAAUUAAAACCAAAUGGUGCAAAUAUACCAGUUACUGAUGAUAAUAAAGAUGAAUAUAUUAGUUCAGUAAUACAAUGGAGAUUUGUAUCACGUGUACAAGAACAAAUGAAUUCAUUUCUUGAUGGUUUUAAUGCACUAGUACCAUUAACACAUGUUAAAAUAUUUGAUGAAAAUGAAUUAGAGCUAUUAAUGUGUGGUAUACAACAUAUUGAUGUUAAAGAUUGGAAAAAAAAUACAUUAUAUAAAGGUGAUUAUCAUGCAAAUCAUAUAACAGUACAAUGGUUUUGGCGUGUUGUGUUAUCAUUUAAUAAUGAAAUGCGUGCAAGAUUAUUACAAUUUGUAACUGGUACAUCACGUGUACCAAUGAAUGGAUUUAAAGAACUUUAUGGUAGUAAUGGACCACAAUUAUUUACAAUUGAAAGAUGGGGUACACUUGAUAAUUAUCCACGUGCACAUACUUGUUUUAAUAGAAUUGAUCUACCACCAUACGACAGCUAUCAACAAUUACGAGAUAAACUUGUUAAAGCUAUUGAAGGUUCUCAAGGUUUUGCUGGUGUUGAUUAGCGUGAAAUACCAUUUUUUAUGACUAUAUCUGUAAUAUAAUGUAUAUAUGCAUGUAGAUAUACAUAUAUACAAAAUUCAGUACGAACCGUCUUUAACAAAAUAAUAAUACACAGUUUGCUAGCAUCUUUUUUUUUUUUCUUUGUUUAUUUUAAUUUACAAUUUUAUUAAUUAAUUUUCGAAAUUUAAAAUAUAAAUUUAUUUGUGACACGAAAAAUCUUGUACAUAUUUUUGACUUGAGAUAUUUUUUUAAAUGUUUCAAUAUUGAUUAAUU
Messenger RNA from Aphidius gifuensis, 3274 nucleotides. It is a transcript of the gene Nedd4, whose product is annotated as E3 ubiquitin-protein ligase NEDD4. Gene Ontology annotation, biological process: ubiquitin-dependent protein catabolic process; regulation of dendrite morphogenesis. The coding region runs from base 346 to 3003 and encodes 885 amino acids. The transcript has 14 exons. Gene Ontology annotation, molecular function: protein binding; ubiquitin protein ligase activity; sodium channel inhibitor activity. The record is from RefSeq and is a predicted model, not a curated record. Lineage: Eukaryota; Metazoa; Arthropoda; Insecta; Hymenoptera; Braconidae.